AUGCUUAUUCCUGGAUGUGGAAAACAACACCAUCCUAUGCUUCAUCCUGUUGAACUUAAUCGAGACAACAACGUCCAAGCUCCGGUCAAGACAGAUAACGAGGAAAUCCAAGGACAGACAACCAGUUCUUUGCCCGUCCAAUUCCAGAAUGCUCAGACAGGACACUGUGGAGCAACCGGAACUAUAAAGAAACAAGUUUGCUUGAGAAUCGUUCCUGUUAAAGUGUUUGGAAGAGACAAUGGUAUCGAAAAGGUCACAUAUGCAAUAAGAGAUGAAGGAUCGAAUACAACGCUAGUAAAGGAGAGCCUAGCUAACAAGUUAAAAUUGAAGGGGCAGCCGAUAGAUUUUCAGUUGACUACUAUGAAUGGAGUCUCCCAAGAAUCUGGCAGAUCUCAUUUCUUCUAUGUGCAAGGCAUGGGACAGAAAGAUUGUUUAGAAAUUCCAAAUGCACUUUCAGUCAAAGAUUUGUCGGUCGCUGCAAGCUGUAUCCCGAACGAACAAGAUAUAGCCAGUGGAAACAUUUUGAUGGAAUCUCUGUGCCAGAACUGGAAAGUUCGGAGGUCACAAUUCUAA
Molecule: messenger RNA, 573 nt
Organism: Paramuricea clavata
Lineage: Eukaryota; Metazoa; Cnidaria; Anthozoa; Malacalcyonacea; Plexauridae
Source: the annotation of a GenBank genome assembly